Nipponia nippon (crested ibis) is the source of this 1800-nucleotide messenger RNA. The record is from RefSeq and is a predicted model, not a curated record. NCBI's taxonomy places the organism in Eukaryota, Metazoa, Chordata, Aves, Pelecaniformes, Threskiornithidae.
AUGAAAGAAAAUGAGGCUGGCCCGGUGAAGCCGGUGCUGUCGAGGAGGCUGGAUAUUUCACCCCCUCAGGCAGCCAGCGUUCCCGCAGCUGUGCAGACCGAGUCCUCAGGGAAAUUAUCCCCGAAGACCGCUGCCUCGUACAAGCCCCUCGUGCCUGCGGUGUCUUUUUAUAGCAAGGAAAAGCGAUACCUUACUCCUCUUGAGAGGAAGCAACUGAAUGAGAACCACUCUUUGGGUGAGAGGAACAGGGAUGAAAGUCUCCCAGCUGCCAGCGGGACUGAGAAGACAAACGUGAGCAGGAAUACAAGCUCGAAGCCAACCAAGCACGCAACCAACUCCAAGCAUGGCAAAACUGUCCCCAAAACGCUUAAGAAGGCAAAGGGAGAGCUACCAGCGGGAAAACCCAGUGUGGAGAAAGAGAAUGUGAACUGCCUGAUUAAAAAGAAGAUGGAUUCACCCUUCAGAGUCCUAAGCAUGACAGUUAAACCGGCCCUGAAACUCCAGAUGGGAGCAGCGUUCUUUUCUGCCAGGAAGAAAUCGCACUCUAAAAAACCAGUUGUAGAUGCUAAGUCUCUCCAGGGUCUCCCCAAAUCUCUGCAAGAAAAUGAUCAGCCCGGACCACCGCCAACUACGAAGUCCGAUUCGGCCGACAGAAACAAAGCUCUCGAGGCGGGUGGUGCACUGAGGAGUAUUUCUGUGCCUCGGAAGAAGGAAAACGAAAACGGGGAGGACUUUACAAACUGUGCGAAUCGAGAGAGCGAUUCGGCACGUGAAGGAAAAACGUCUCCGCAGCAAAGUGGUUGCGCUUCCAGGUCUGCAGCGGCGGGAGACGGCGACGCAGAGAACGUGGUAUGUAGAGGUGUCACCGGGACCCGCGCCGGCGUUCGGGUGACACGUGCAGAGCUUGCCGAGCAAGCUGCAACAUCUCCUUCAAAUGCCGUUGUCUACCCCAUAUUCAGUGCACCCCCUGCCAGCAAGAAAAGGACGCAGGCUACGCUGGAUGAACUGACUUCUCCGUUUGGGUCCAGCCCACCUGCAAAAACAUCUCACGCCUCGCAGAAAAGCAAGAAGGCGAAAGAGCUGUGCAAGCGUUCCCGGGAUCAGAUGAUCAUUGAUGCCGGUCAGAAGCAUUUUGGUGCCAUAGUUUGCAAGUCCUGCGGCAUGAUCUACACGGCCGCUAGCCCGGAGGAUGAAGCCCAGCACAUCCAGCACCACGAGAGAUUCCUCGAGGGCCUCAGAUACGUGGGUUGGAAGAAAGAACGGGUUGUGGCAGAGUUCUGGGAUGGGAAAAUUGUCCUGAUUCUUCCAAAUGACCCGAAAUAUGCCGUCAAGAAGGCAGAAGAUGUGCGAGAAAUUGUAGAUAAUGAACUGGGAUUUAAACAAGUUUCUUUGAGCUGCCCAGCCAAGACUAAAAUAUACUUGUUUGUGUCCAACGAGAAGAUGGUUGUUGGGUGCUUGGUGGCUGAAUCAAUCAAGCAGGCUUUCCGGGUGCUGUCUGAGCCGGGACCCGCUCCAUCCCCCGACCAGGACGGCCUGCAGCACCACCGGGCUUGGCGCUGCUCCACCGAGCCGGAACCCGCCGUCUGCGGUGUCAGCAGGAUCUGGGUGUUCGGCCUGAGGCGCAGGAAGGGCAUCGCCCGUCGGAUGGUGGACGUGGUCAGGAGCACCUUCAUGUACGGCGCCCACCUCGGCACCGACGAAAUCGCCUUCUCCGACCCGACGCCGGACGGCAAGCUGUUCGCAACGCGAUACUGCCAGACCCCCAACUUCCUCGUUUACAACUUCAUUUAUAACAACUGA